Messenger RNA from Trypanosoma cruzi, 495 nucleotides. RefSeq lists its product as uncharacterized. The transcript has a single exon. The coding region runs from base 1 to 495 and encodes 164 amino acids. The record is from RefSeq and is a predicted model, not a curated record. Lineage: Eukaryota; Euglenozoa; Kinetoplastea; Trypanosomatida; Trypanosomatidae.
AUGAUCAACACCUCCCUCGCCGACGGCAUUCUGCGAAGUUGCUGGGAAAUGGGGACACCACUCCCAUCCGCAGACACGGGAAGGACACACGCCGCACAGAGAAAGUUGUCGGCCACUCCCGCUGCUCUCUGUCCUGCCAGUGGUGAGCGAAGGACUGGUCCACCGCCGCCUGUCAGCACUGCUGGCACACCACCGGCGUCAGCCUGGAUCCACGCCACGACGCAUGGCCUCGGAGUUGGUGACGCCUGUGAGUGUGACGAAGCGGCACGAGGGCUGAGCGGGUGCAUCGCUGUGGAGUGCGAGCGUCGCAGGGGCAUCAUCCCGCGCUGCACCGUCGCCGUUGCCGCUCUCUCGCCGUCCCGCUCGGCAUCUCGACUGCGUUCGACACCGUUGGCGAUGGGCGAGUGUUGGCUGUGCUCUGCGGGCUCCCGCGCCUGGGCCGUCGCGCCCAACGCUGGUAGCGCAAUCACCUGCGAGACGGCUGCGUUGGGGUGA